This is a messenger RNA of Sus scrofa (pig), 477 nucleotides long. RefSeq names its product protamine 2 (gene PRM2). Gene Ontology annotation, biological process: spermatid development; nucleus organization; chromosome organization. Gene Ontology annotation, cellular component: nucleus. Gene Ontology annotation, molecular function: DNA binding. The record is from RefSeq and is marked provisional. NCBI's taxonomy places the organism in Eukaryota, Metazoa, Chordata, Mammalia, Artiodactyla, Suidae.
GCCGGCGGGCAGGCCUCAGCCUCCUCCCCCAAGGCCACUGCAGCCCCGCCUGAGCCGCCUGACCCGCCACCAUGGUCCGAUGCCGCGUGCGGAGUCCGAGCGAAAGUCCGCAGCAGGGCUCUGGGCAGCAGCGCGAAAACGAGCGCCAGGACCAGGACCAGGAGCUGAGGCCGGAGGAUGUCCCGGUCUAUGGCAGGACCCACAGGGGCCGCUACCACUACAGACACAGGAGCCACACGCGGCGGCGGCGCCGCUCCUGCCGGAGGCGCAGGAGACGCGCCUGCCGGCACAGGCGGCACCGCAGAGGCUGCAGACGGAUCAGGAGGAGGAGAAGAUGCAGAAGGAGGCUCUAAGCCUCCCUGGGCCCAUCACACCCCUGGUUGGAAAUGAAGGAAAAGAAAAAGUCACCUGCCAGGAACCACCUCUCGAGACCAUAGCAAUCCCCCAUGGAUGCCCAGGCCCUGUGUUUGCAAGGAG